Molecule: messenger RNA, 1011 nt
Organism: Acanthisitta chloris (rifleman)
Lineage: Eukaryota; Metazoa; Chordata; Aves; Passeriformes; Acanthisittidae
Gene: HSF2BP
Product: heat shock transcription factor 2 binding protein
Exons: 8
Coding region: 1-1011 (336 amino acids)
Cellular component (GO): cytosol
Source: RefSeq, a predicted model, not a curated record
AUGUGGCGCUGCGCGGGCGGCGCUGGUGAAGCGCAGAAGGCUGAGACCAAAGAGGAGUUUGUGAAAGUUAGCAGGAGGGAUUUGGAAAGGCUGACAACUGAGGUUAUGCAACUGAGGGAUUUCUUACCCAAAAUAAUCAAUGGAGAUAUCCUGGGUACAUUCCAGAAACUGGAUGCUAUUGAAUCAAACCUGGAGAAAAAGGAGGAAGAAGUAGAGCAGUUGAAAAUGGAUUGUGAACACUUAAGAGCCCGUCUGGAAACAGCCCAGGCAGAUUGCAUGAGAGAGAGGAAGGAGAAACUAGACCUGCGCCAGCAGCUGAAUGAGGCCAAGCAGCAGCUCCUGCAGCAGGCAGAGUAUUGCACAGAGAUGGGAGCAGCAGCCUGCACCUUGCUGUGGGCUCUAUCCAGCAAUGAGGAAGCUGUUAAAACCAUUCUAGGAGGAACUAAAGCAGCAGAGUUUUUCACAAUCGCUGCCCAGACCAUGGAGAGCUUUGUGAAGUCAUUAAGUGAAGACAUGAAACAGCAGGAUUUGGAUUCUGAGGAAAAUCAGUUUGUGUUAGCUUUGGCAGGGAUUGUAACAAAUGUGGCUGCUCUGGCGUGUGGCCGUGAGUUCCUGGUUAGCUCGAGUCGGGAAUUACUGGACACGAUGGUGCACCUCCUGGGAGAGGUGAAGCCAGGACUCUGUAACAAAUUCAAAGUGCUAAUGCUGAUGUCACUUUACAAUGUGAGUAUCAACCUGAAAGGCUUGAAGUACAUCAGUGAACGUCCAGGGUUUAUUCCUUUGCUUUGGUGGCUGUUGAAUGACCCAGAUGCAGAGGUUUGUCUCCACACCCUGCGGCUGCUGCAGUCGGUGGUCCUGGAGCCCGAGGUGCUGGCCAGGGCAGCGCCGGAGCUGCGCGACACUCUGCCCAUCCCACGCAUCCUCGCCCUGGCCGAGAGCCGCAAUGCAGAUCUGCAAGCACUUGCAAAAGAACUACUUGAAGAUCUUAAAAUAUUUGAGUAUGAAGCAUAG